AGCAAGUGCAGUUACAAAAUUUGCUCAGCUUGGACUUGUGAACGUUUGUAGCCUACUUGCCAUUAGAAGACUGUUUCCGCCAAAAGAGAAUGCUGUAAUCAGUCUGAUGAAUGAGAACACACAGUCACACCGAAGCAGAGCCCUGCAACCAUUCUAAGAUGGAGUAGCUGGCUGUGUUGGACUUGUUGGAGCACCUGGACGUUUCUGCCAAGGUCCUGCCCUGCCAACACAACUUCUGGAAGCCCUGCCUGCAGCACCAGGAGACCUCCAGGCCCGGGGACCAAGAUGGAGUUCCACUGCCCAGAGUGUCAUACCCCAGUCCAGGCCAGGUCAGUGGAGGAGCUGCCCCCUAACCACCUCCUGGUUUGGCUCCUGGAGGGACGGGACGGAGACAGACCGCCUGCCCGAUAUAUGGUACCCUCUGCCAGGGAGAAUGGUCGACUCAGAGGCAGGGAGGCCCAGCAGCAACAGCAGAACCCACAGUCUGAUCAGCAGCACAGAGAGAGGCAGCCUGGACAGAAUGAGGGAGACGUCCUCACGGUCAUCAGACGAGCGGAUGAAAACUGGAUUGAAGGAAAGCUGGGAGACAAAGUUGGCAUCUUCCCUUUCCAGUUCAGUGAGCCAAACACGGCAGCAGCAGCCAAGCUUCUGGAGGGAAAGAUCUGGAAGGGGAGUGACUCCUCUGCUGAAUCUCGCCCAGGGAUCGGGAGUGGGAAUGGGGUUAGCAACAGCGGGACCUGUGACUCAACAAACCCCAACCGGUCAACCUGCUUCGGGGCACCCCAGGGCCCCACGAAGACCCCCAAUAUUUCUGCUCUCAACAUCCCCACCACCACCCAGGAGAAACAGCAACAAGCUAGCAGCAGCACCCUGUACCAGUCGAACCAGACACAACCUUCUAAUAUCGACGGUCUGUUCCAAUCAACCCAGGCACAACAACCUGCUAAUAUCAACAGUGUGUACCAGCCGCCCCAGGGGCAGGGGCAGCCACCCAGUGCCCUCAACAGCCUGAACCACCAGGAGCAUCAGGGUCACCAGAGCCGGCCGUCCCACCCCUCCGACCCCCCUGCCAACCACAGCUCCUCUAACCACUCAGGCUCAGGUGUGACAUCACAGCGCGUGAAGCGAAGCUCUGAGAGCACUGGCAGACACCAACAGGGUGAGAGGAAGAUGAGUAGUGGUGAAGCUCCUCCCACCAUCACCAUGGCUCUGAUCAACCCCCAGACCCCCUCAGCCUCUGCUGACACCAAACAGUCCUCCACUCAGCAGCUCUCCAUCAGUGUGUGUGCUGCUCUGUACUCCUACAAGCCCCGUCGUUCUGAGGAACUGGAGCUGAGGAAGGGGGAGAUGGUGGGGGUGUAUGGGAAGUUUAAGGAGGGCUGGCUCCGAGGCCUCUCUCUACGGACGGGCAAAGUGGGCAUCCUGCCCGGCAACUACGUCACACCUGUCCUCAGAACCUCUGCCAGGCUCUUGGAGUCCAAGGCAGUGACGGCAGGCCUUGGUACAGUCCCUGGAAAAAGAACCUCGUCGUCCUCCAAGACCCCAGCGGUGGUCCUAGCUCUCGACAGGGUCAACUCAGAUGGAACUAGCUACUCUACUGGACAACGGGUUCCGCAGCAGUCCGCAUCCAUGGCCACGCAGCCUAUGAUGUCAUCAGGCGGCGCCGCGAGACAGUCCCUGCACGGAGUGGGCUCAGAGGGAUGGGACACAGUGAGGAGGGUCUUCCAUCGUUCACACAGAGGCUCAUCUCAGCGGGGAAACCACUACCCCCACACCACCAUCUCAUCCAGCUCAGCCCUUCAAUCCCAGACCCACAGUCAGAGUUCAUCCCAGAGCUCGUCCAAGAACUCACCCCAGUUCGGUAACCACUACCCCCACACCACCAGCGCCACCUCAGGCCUUCAGCCCCAUUCUCAGUCCCAUUCUCACAGCCAGAACUUUAGCCACAUCCAGGCCCCUGGCUACUCCCCUGCUCUGCUCAGGAAGAAACAACACAUGACCAUCCUUCCCAAUCACAACAGAUCUCUGGCCUGGAUGUCUGAGGGACCGGCGCCCUCUAGUGGUGGUUUUAUGAAGGACAGAGACACCGCUGCCAGAGAGGCAUUUGAUAGGCAGGUGUUGGAGACAAGGCAAGCAGCAUCGAAUGGUCAGCACUCCAUCCACUCCAUCCUAGUGAGACCAGACGCCCUCAAGAACAACACAGAGAAGCCCACCAAGUCAGUGCGGUUCCUGACCCAGCCUGAUUCCCCUCCACCACGGUCCAGGACCACAUCCCUGCCCUCGGGUAGCCAGCCCCCCUACAGUACCCGGCCUGGUCCACCUCCCCUGGAGGUCUGGGCUCCAUCACUCACCCUGGGGCGAGACGGGCCUGGGAUCAUACUGAAAGAAGGCAAGGCUCCUGUUCUUAGGAAAGGUCUGGAGACAAACCCCUCAGAUGUUCUGACUUCCAAUCAGAAGCCUUCAUCUUUAUCAUCAUCAGCACCAUCAGCGUCAAUACAGUCCAGCAGUCCUAGCAGACACAGAGUAGCGACAUCCUAUCAGGCCCAGACGGAGUCAGAGAUGAGCCUGAUGCAGGGUGAGCCUGUCCUGCUCCACAGACAUCGGCCCGACGGACGGGUUCUGCUCACCCAGGAGAGCAGUGGCCACACGGGCCUCUUCCAUAGCAGUGUUCUACAGUUCUUAGACCGGUUCAGCUGACUGCCUGCAGUGUUUAGUUAUUAUUAUAUGUGUGUUUUUCACAUAGAAAUAGAAUGACUAGAAGGGGAGAAGCUCCUUAGACCGCGACAAUUUGAUAGUACACUCAUGGGUACACUCAAUAUGGCUGCCGGCCCACCCCAUCACGUAACGAUGACUUGAAAAGGAAAUGUCCAUUCUAGCAAUUCUAUUUCUAUGGAUCUCCACGUGUUGACACUGCCAAAUGAGAUGCCCAAUCUGUGGAAGAGUGUGUGUGUAUGUUAUCUGUGUGUUGAAAAUAAUAUAUUGUAUUACUGCCAUAUAAUGACCAAAUACAGAGAUUCCUUAGACCUGUUCUAAACUGUAGAUAGAUAACUAUGAGGUUAUGAGAUAUAUUUGUGUAUAUUUUGAUGUGCAGAUGCAUGAGUUGCACAUAGACCUACUGUAUACAGUUAUUAUUACCAAUCCCAGUUGCACAAACCCACCUCAGACCAAUGUUUUGCAUAAAGAAUGAGUGUUUUCUUUAUUCAAGAGCUAUUAGACACACUAGUCAGUGCCUUUGCAAAGCCCACAAAGUCUAGAUUUGAAAAACAAUAACAGCCCUCUUACCAGAGGCAAAAUGUAUGCAAAAGUGUUGAUCACAUAGUGGUGAUAAACAAUGCUUCCGUUAACUAUAGCAUGCAUUUGUUACAUUCUUAACCUGGUUUUGCAAAACAACUGCACACCUGUGGUAUGUGUUCUGUCAUGCACUUUGAAGACUUUUCUGAGAACAGAUACACAUGUGUCCUCUAAGGGAUUCUACUUCUCAGCUCUUUGUGAGUGCUGAAAAUAAAUAAUUGAUGACACAUUGUAGCUAAAAUACUUGUUUUAUUGGCUGUUGCAUGGAUCAUGAUCCCCUGUUCUGUUUUUCAUCUUACUCUGUAUCUUCCCCUGUUUUUCAGCUAACAUUUUAAGUGAAU
Messenger RNA from Coregonus clupeaformis (lake whitefish), 3632 nucleotides. RefSeq names its product E3 ubiquitin-protein ligase SH3RF1. NCBI's taxonomy places the organism in Eukaryota, Metazoa, Chordata, Actinopteri, Salmoniformes, Salmonidae. The transcript is spliced from 10 exons. Gene Ontology annotation, biological process: positive regulation of proteasomal ubiquitin-dependent protein catabolic process; protein ubiquitination; positive regulation of JNK cascade. Gene Ontology annotation, molecular function: protein binding; ubiquitin protein ligase activity. The record is from RefSeq and is a predicted model, not a curated record. Bases 286 to 2697 code for a protein of 803 amino acids.